Molecule: messenger RNA, 750 nt
Organism: Huiozyma naganishii CBS 8797
Lineage: Eukaryota; Fungi; Ascomycota; Saccharomycetes; Saccharomycetales; Saccharomycetaceae
Gene: SOL3
Product: 6-phosphogluconolactonase SOL3
Exons: 1
Coding region: 1-750 (249 amino acids)
Biological process (GO): pentose-phosphate shunt; carbohydrate metabolic process
Molecular function (GO): 6-phosphogluconolactonase activity
Source: RefSeq, a predicted model, not a curated record
AUGGUUAACGUAGUUGUUUGUGCUGCUUCCGAUAAUUUGCCCGAGAAAGUAGGGGAGUACGUUCUGCGCAAGCAGGACGAGGCUCUGGCCCGCGGGUCCGUGUUCAAUUUGGCGAUCAGCGGCGGGUCCCUCGUCAAUGUGCUGAAGACGGCGCUGAUUGACGACAAGAAGGUCGCGGACAAAGUCCAGUGGUCCAAAUGGAGAGUGUAUUUCGUCGACGAGAGAAUCGUCAGCUUGACGCACCCGGACAGCAACUACGGUGCGUUCAAGGAGGCCGUGCUCGACCAUUUGCCCUCUGGUGUGCAGGUUCAAGUGUUUCCCAUUAACGCUUCGCUGGCGGGGAAAGGUCCCGAGGCCUACGAACAGGUCGCGAAGGAGUACGAGGAAAUCCUCCCAAAGAAAUUGGACACUCUUCUGUUAGGGUGUGGCCCAGACGGGCACACUUGCUCGCUGUUCCCAGACGCGGAACACGCGUACCUCGUCGCUGAGAGACAGAAGAGAGUCAUCUGGUGCCACGACUCCCCCAAGCCUCCUAGCGACAGAGUCACCAUCACCAUCCCCGUCAUGGAUGCCGCUGGAGACAUCGCGUUCGUUGCCACGGGCAGCUCGAAACAGCCAGUGAUGCACCAGAUUUUUGACAAGAAGGACACAAAAUUGCCCACCGCACUGGUCAACAAGUUGUUCGGCGGGAAAGUUACUUGGUUCGUCGACGACCAAGCGUUCACAAAGGUGGAAACGAAAACUUUCUGA